AGAAAAACAAGCUGUAAAAUGGGAACUGCAAAAGAGCUGGGGGAUCUUACCCAUGAACUGACCUGCCCCAUCUGCCUAGAGAUAUUCACCGACCCGGUGUCUCUGGACUGUGAGCAUCAUUACUGCAGGUCCUGCAUCUCCCAGAGCUGGGAGAAGGUGACAGGAGAUGUUUCCUGCCCUGAGUGUCGGCAGGUCUUCAGUCAGAAGAACAUCAGGCCAGCUCGGACCCUGAGCAGCAUUGUGGAGAAGUUCAGAAAGCUGAAGGCGAAGGUGACAGAGCGACAGAAUGGGCCUUACUGUCAAGAACAUGAGAAGAAGCUGAAACUGUUCUGUGAAGAAGAGGAGGAAAUAAUCUGUGUGGACUGCUGGAGUUCAGCGCAUGAAACACAUGAUGUGACUACUUUAAAAGAGGCGUCCCGCAAAUACAAGGAAGCAUUCCAAGCAUGUUUGGAUUUGUUGGAUUGGGAAAUUAAGGACAUGAUUGAAAACAAAGAGAAGCAAGAGGCAAAAAUGGAAGAACUAAAGGCACAAGCAGACCAGCUGAUGGACACAAUUCAAAAAGAGUUUGAAAAGAUGCACAACUUCCUGAAUGAGCAAGAAGAGACCAUGAGAACAAAACUGAGACAAGAAGAGGACAAUAUGUUGAAGAGAUUGGAGGAAUACAUUGGAGCACUUAAUGAUGGAGUCUUGAUCAAUGAGCAGCUCAUCUCAGAGUUACAAGCACGUUUAAAAAUAACUGAGGCAGCAGAGUUUCUCAAGGAUGUUAAGGGCACUCUCACCAGAUGCGAAAACCGAGCCAAGCUACCAGAGGAAAAUGAUGUUGAAAUGACCAUGGAAAUCUUCGGUGAGCCCUUCCAGUUUUUCAGAGUGUGGAAGGGCAUGAGGAGAAUAAUUGAGCCAGUCCCAGAGUCUCUCACCCUGGACCCAAAUACAGCAAAUGAUCAACUCAUCAUUUCUGAGGACCUGAGGAGUGUGGAGCACAGCAACGCAGAGCGAGGUGAAGAGGAAGAUCUUCCUGAUACACCGGAACGAUUUGAUGAAUACCUGUAUGUUUUGAGCUCACAGGGUUUCACAUCAGGGAUUCACUACUGGGAGGUAGAUCUUAGAAACAAGGUCCAGUGGGUUGUAGGUGUCUGUGGAGAGUCUUCCAGGAGGAAGGGAGCCUUCCUACCUUUAACUACGGAAGGAUACUGGGUUAUGAGUUUGUUUAAUGAGAAUGAUUAUAGAGCGUCAACUGUAGAAAGUACCACUAUUUCUGUUGAAGUGAAGCCUUGGAAGCUGGGUGUUUACUUGGACUAUGAGGGAGGAGAGUUGGUAUUUUACAAUGCUGAUAACAUGUCUCACCUAUACACUUUCAGUGACACAUUCAUCGAGAAACUCUUCCCCAUCUUCAGUCCCUGUAAUAACCUAACUGGUAAAAAUGGGGAAUCACUCACACUGCUCACUGGUUAACAAAGCUCUGUUUGACUCCCGUCUGUGUAUAGAGGAACGAAGUUGGGGUCGCUAGAGGUAGAACAAAGGCAGAGUUGCAUUGGUUACCUCAUUCUACUCUUUCAAAAUAAAACUUUAAUCAGGCGGGGCCCCAUAACAAAGUCAGAAUCAAAUAGUCAAUGGAAGCAUUCAGAACUGGAAUGGAAACUUAUCAAAAUGUUGCUUUUUGAGGUGAUGAUGCACCCCAGCCACUGCGGUGCCCACUGAUCUUGAAAGAUCUCUCUUGUACCAGGGAACACUGUGUGCUGACUCUUGAUGGACACCCUAGCACAGACAUAACCACGCAAGAAGAGCAGAUAGUUGGGCACUACCAACGUCUCUGCCUGGACCUGUUGACGUCCACCUCGGCCAGGCCAUUGACAUCAGUAGCACUGAACAUCUGGAGCUGAAUUUUCAGUUGAGGUUAGGGCCAGAUUGAAGGUGGGUUGGAAUCACAGAUUAGAUUAUCUUAUCUACAGCGUGAAAACAGGCCCUUCGGACCAACAAGUCCACCCAGCCCCUCUGAAGAGUAACCCACCCAAACCCAUUCCCCUACCUUAUAUUUACCCCUAACUAACACACCUAACACUGUGGGCAAUUUAGCCUGGCCAGUUCACCUGACCCACACAUCUUUGGAUUGUGGGAGGAAGGAAACCCAUGCAGACACGGGGAGAAUAUGCAAACUCCACACAGACAGGUGGGAAUUGAACUGAGGUCCAUGGUGCUGUGAGGCAGCAGUGCUCACCACUGAGCCACCAUGCCGCCCAAAUGUGGCACAAUGUGGUGGCACCACAAUCCUGAUCAGGAGGCAUUUCCAAAGAGGUCGGGUCAAAGGUCAGGGUUAGAAGGGCAGUUGCCAAGUUGCAGGUAGUCAGCCAUCUGCAAGCUGAUGUACUUCAGGGGCCAAUUAAGACUCUGUCCCCGACACCAAGAGAUAACUCAAUUUGGCAUUAUGAGGAGCUCACUGGAACAGUGCAGA
Messenger RNA from Hemiscyllium ocellatum (epaulette shark), 2449 nucleotides. RefSeq names its product E3 ubiquitin-protein ligase TRIM39-like. Gene Ontology annotation, molecular function: zinc ion binding; protein binding. The record is from RefSeq and is a predicted model, not a curated record. The coding region runs from base 19 to 1452 and encodes 477 amino acids. NCBI's taxonomy places the organism in Eukaryota, Metazoa, Chordata, Chondrichthyes, Orectolobiformes, Hemiscylliidae. The transcript is spliced from 6 exons.